Molecule: messenger RNA, 2559 nt
Organism: Erinaceus europaeus (western European hedgehog)
Lineage: Eukaryota; Metazoa; Chordata; Mammalia; Eulipotyphla; Erinaceidae
Product: PWWP domain-containing DNA repair factor 4-like
Exons: 2
Coding region: 176-2026 (616 amino acids)
Source: RefSeq, a predicted model, not a curated record
AUCUCAGAGGGGACAAGACAAACCAUCUGGGCAAACACUUCAGGCUGACAAGGGUCACCGACUGCCCUCUGCUGAGACAGGAGGGCCAAAGUGGGGUCCUGAGCAGCAGUCUAGGCCAAGGCCUGGGGCUCAGGGCAGACUGGGAGGUCCAUCUCGGGGAAGACUGGUGUCUGUGAUGGGACCCAGGGAUGAGUCAGAAGAAAGACCUGGGGCUCCGAAUGAACCCCGAGAGGCAUAUGACAGUGGGCAUGAGUCUCAGAUGGAACCCGGAGAUCAGACAGGACCAAGGCCUGGAGCAGAGAAGGAACCCCGAGAUCAGACAGCACCAAGGCCUGGGGUCCAGAUGGGCUCCCAGGAUCAGACUGGACCCAGGCCUAAGGCUCAGCUGGGCCCCCAGGAUCCGCCUGCACAGAGGCCUGGAGCUCCGAAGGGAGCCGGGGCACGCGCUGGGCAGAGGCCCUCCAAGCACCGCGGGGAAUCGCUGCAGAGUCCUGGCACAGGGCCAGAGCCCCAGUCAAGACCCGACCCUGCAGAGGCAGGGGGCACUGCGACCCCAGAGGAGGGAGGUGGCAGCAGCGUCAACAAGAGGAGGAGGAAGAGAAAGGUGGGCAAAGGAGCCAGGUCCCCGAGGAGGGGCAGAGGCCAGGCCCAGCAGAUGGGUGAGCUGCCCUCUGAGGCCCCCGGCCCCAGCCACGCCACUCCCCAGGGCCCGAGGCGCCGGGCCCGCGCUGCCCGUACCCGUACCCGUACCCGCCCUUGGGCGCUGUUUCCUCAGAGUUCCACCUCAUCCAGCGAGGAUGGCCUGGAAGGUGCCUCGGCAAGUGCAGCCCCCAGACCAGGCGCUGGGGCGCAGGCAGAAGCUGGCUCAUCUCCUGAGCCUGGCCGGGGCCCAGCCGCCUCCAGCCUGGGGGGCAGGAAAAGGAAGCAGGGCUCCCCAGCGUGCCCCCAGCCAGGAGCCUCUCAGCCUGCAGGCAGAGACCACCCCAACUGCCAACAGGAGGAGCCUUGCAGCAGCCGGAGCCGGGCCCAGGGCACUGCCCUCGCUGGCCAGGCCGAGCCCAUCAGAUGCGGGUCAGUGGUGUGGUUCAAGGGCCAGGACCUGCCCUACUGGCCGGCCGUGGUGCAGAGAGUGAGCCAGGAGGGCCGGCGGGCCCGCGUGCUGCUGCUGGAGGGCGCCAUGAGGCCCGAGAGGCGCGGCAUCCCCGUGGCCCUGCGCAGGCUCAAAGCCCUGCACUGCAGAGAGGAGUCCCGGCUGCGAGCACAGGCCGCCCGCCGCUUUCCCCAGGGCCUGGGCUGGUGCCUGGCGCUGGUGGCGCAGCACAGGGAGGCCCAGGCCAGCGGUGCCUUCGCCGGGCCGCUGCUGGCUUAUUGGGCUACCGAUGCCAGCCUCCCGCUGCGCAGGAUCCUGGACCAGGCCCAGCCGCCCAUGGCCUUCCCCAGGGUCGACUAUGCCACGCUGGAGUGCUCCUCGUCCUCAGAGGAAGAGCAGCCGCAAGGACAGCGGCAGGGGCAGGGGCAGGGUCGCCGCCGCAGGCCGCGCCCCGCCAGGAAGCUGCUGCCAGACCGCACGCGAGCCGCUCGCGACAGGGCCAACCAGAAGCUGGUGGACUUCAUCGUCAAGGAGCGCGGCGCAGACCCGCACCUGCUGGCCGUGGUGCAGGGCCGCCGGCCCUCGCGCUGGCUCGAGGCCUUCAAGCGCGGGGGCAGGCGCGUGGCCUGCGUGGAGACCUACCUGGAGGACGAGGACCAGACCGACACCCUGGUGGCCCACCUGCGCGCCCUGGCCCACGGCCUGGACCUCAGACACAUCACCCGUGUGCGCAACGACCCCGUCAGCUUCGUGGUGGAGGUGCUGCUGCCCGAGGCCAUCAUCUGUGGCCUGGCCGCCCUCGAGGGUCUCGACUACGAGGCCGCCCAGGCCAAGUACCUGCAGGGCCCGCCCGUGCACUACCGCGAGAAGGAGCUCUUCGACCGGGAAAUCCUCAGGAUGGUGCGCAAGAGGGCAGCCCGCGGGGGCAGGCGCUAGUGAUGAAAUGGACGGGCUGGGCCGCGGCCAAAGCCCUAAGGGCCAAAGCCCCCAGCCUCUGCCCUCAAUCUCUGUCCUCAUUCCACAUCCUCAUGCUAUGCCCUCAGCCUCUGCUCUCACUCCACACCCUCAGUCCCUGCAGUGAACAUCUGCCUUCAUACCCACCCCUCAGCCCCUGUCUUCUGCUUCUGCUCUCAGAGUCUGCCCACAGCCCUUGUUCACAGUAGUCUCCCAGCCUCCCCACAGUGCCCCUGCUCGCAGGGGUCUUCCUGGCUCCCGACAGUGGCCCUGCUCACAGGGGAUUCCUAGUGUACCUACAGUGACCCUGAUCACAGGGGUCUCACAGCCUUCCAAAGUGACCUUGCUCACAGGGCUCUCCCAGCCUCCCACAGAGCCCCUGCUCACAGGGCUCUCCCAGCCUCCCACAGAGCCCCUGCUCACAGGGGUCUCCCAGUCUCCCCAUAAGCCCCUGCUCACAGGGGUCUCCCAGCCUCCCACAGAGCCCCUGUUCACAGGGGUCUCCCAGUCUCCCC